AAAAGAUGUAAGCUGAAAGAUGGCGGAGCUACAGAUGCUCUUGGAGGAAGAGAUUCCUGCGGGGCGGAGAGCGCUGCUGGACAGUUUCACUAACCUUGACAGAGUCGCUGAAUACUGCGAGAGUAACUACGUUCAGUCUAUGCAGGAGUUGGCCGUUGGGUUUUGAACACGCUGCCUAACUAGGGAAGAAGUGCACGAAUUGGGACUCAGCCCAACCGCUCAUCUCGCCCGCUGAAGUGGAGUGUGUAACUACUUUAGUCCCCAGAUAAGCACAGAGCACUAGAGGAAACCAAAAACUACACUACUCAGUCCCUGGCCAGUGUUGCCUAUCUGAUCAACACACUAGCUAACAAUGUGCUGCAAAUGCUGGAUAUCCAGGCGUCGCAGCUACGCCGCAUGGAGUCCUCAAUCAACCACAUCUCACAGACAGUGGAUAUACACAAAGAGAAAGUGGCAAGACGGGAGAUUGGCAUCCUGACAACCAAUAAGAACACUUCCCGCACUCACAAAAUUAUUGCUCCAGCCAAUCCUGAGCGGCCAGUGCGUUACAUUCGGAAACCUAUUGACUACAACAUGCUGGAUGACAUUGGCCAUGGAGUGAAGUGGUUGCUUAGGUUCAAGGUAAGCACCCAGAAUAUGAAGAUGGGAGGUCUUCCUCGGACCACCCCACCCACACAGAAACCUCCAAGCCCCCCAAUGUCCGGAAAAGGAACUAUAGGGAGGCAUUCCCCCUAUAGGACACUGGAGCCAGUGCGUCCCCCUGUGGUUCCUAAUGACUAUGUCCCCAGCCCAACGCGCAACAUGGCGCCUGCACAGCAGCAGAGCCCUGUGCGCACAGCAUCAGUUAACCAGAGGAAUCGCACGUACAGCGGGAGCAGUGGAGGAAGCCAUCCCAGCAGCCGCAGCAGCAGUCGAGAAAACAGCGGGAGUGGCAGUGUGGGUGUGCCCAUCGCUGUACCAACGCCUUCUCCACCUAGUGCAUUCCCAGCCUCCACAGCUGGUUCUACCAGCAGCCCUCCUGCCCCACCUAACUCCUCCCAACCUCCUGUCACAUGCUGUAAUUCUGCCCCCACCCAGUCCUUACCCAACUCCACUGCACCCCCUGAUCCCUCUCUCACUCUUGCCUCCACCUCUGAGGAAACGCUGGCUUCAGCUGAUUCCCCUCCCACCUCACAACCCCCCAAUCCCGCUGCAGCUGCUGCAACCUCCUCUACCACCACCCCUGCACCAGGCUUUACACCCCAGUUCUACAGCAUGAAUAGGCCUGUGCCCAGACAGAUCACGCCCACUGUCGGAGGCUCGCUGCCCUACCGCCGACCACCUUCUGUCACUGGGCAGCCAGCCAUGCCUGCCAGCCAACAGAAUGGAGGACCCUACUACAACCAGGGCCAAGCAGCCUCAGUGGCGCCCCCUCCCCCCUCCAUCCUGCAGAUCACUCCCCAGCUACCUCUGACGGGCUUCGUGGCUCGAGUUCAGGAGACCAUUUCAGAUGCUCCUCCCCCACCUCCCCCCACAGAGGAGAGUGUGUUUGAGGAGGUGCAGCCCCCUCCACCUCCAGAAGACUAUGAAGAAGAAGAGUCGGCCGUGGUGGAGUACAGCGACCCUUAUGCUGAAGAGGAUCCGCCUUGGGCACCACGUACUUAUCUGGAGAAAGUGGUGGCGAUCUACGACUACACACAAGACAAAGAGGAUGAACUGACAUUUCAAGAGGGAGCCAUCAUCUACGUUAUCAAGAAGAAUGAUGACGGCUGGUACGAGGGCGUGAUGAGCGGCACGACGGGACUCUUCCCUGGAAACUAUGUGGAGUCUAUCAUGCACUACACAGAGUGAGGCAUGAGCCUUACUCUACCAGGCGCUCUGCUAGCAUGCAUGGGUCCUCACACAGAUAUCCGUGAUAUCAGACGGGAACGGUGGAACAGGAGCGAUCUCAGUUUGUGAGAAGUGAGGGAAGGAUGAACUUCAGAGUUCGGGAAAUUGAACGUCGACACUUUAUGGACUGUGACAGCUUUUCACCACAGAUUGAUACAUAAGGAAGAAAAACACUAAGAGUUCAGCAAGGUUUAUUAACAAUAAAUCAGUUUGAUUAUUUUGUUAUGGUGCAUGAAGGAUUCUGAGCACAACCACUACUUUUUGUUUUACUAAAAUAUUAAAAAAAUAUAUGUAGUUUUGUGGUUGAGGAUGAGAAGAUGUCUUUUACUUAAGAUGAGGUGCUCACUGUGGUGAAUCUUCCUUUUUAUUUUGACAUAACUUUAUUUAAUUUUUUUACUUUGAUCGUCAUCAGCAUAGCAGAGUUUUUGGGCAUUGUACUGGGGUUGGCCGGUUGACUGACAUUCUUUGAAACAGGAGAAGGGCUAUAGGUUUCUAGAGAAGGCAGCUGAGAAAGGAGAACACUACAUGCACAUGUCAAAGGACAAGGGAGGUCAAAUUGUAAUACAUAUUGUUGCAGUCACAUAAAAAUCUUUAAAUGUAAUUUGUAAAUUUAUAUAAUUGGAAAAAAAACUGUUAAGAAAUGGAAAAAUAGAAAUACUCAAAUUAGUAAAACCAUUCUACACUGGUUUUGUCUUUCUCCUGUCAGGCUUCUAUUUUUUGUGACACAAACAAUAAAUACGAUCCAUGUUUAUGUAUUUGUAAUUAUAUUGUGUCUAAUCGUAAUCUCCAGUGACCCUGUAUUUAACAGUUAUCCAACUAAAAUAUGGCAUGGAAUAACAGUUGAGCUGGCCAUUAAAGUAUUGAGGCUUAUAAUCUUGGUUUAGUGUGUUCAGUAUGUUAAUACUCUUCAGAAAGCAUCAAGGAGGUCAGCUUUCCUUUUUUUCAUAAAGAAAUAUUGACGUUUUGCUGUAACAGCCUUGUUAGAAAAGGCCUAUAGAUCCUGUGGAUUAAUGAAUAAGCAGGAAAAGAAGGAUUGAAGGAAUGAAUGAAUAUUUAUUGUGGCUGUUGAAUAAAUGCAGUCUAGACAUCUCUAAUAUACUUUAAACAGACAUUUCAAAUAACACUAAACUUUUUGAGCAGUGAUUUGGUCAUGCCAUAUAAUGGAUAUGAGCGUGCCUACACUGUGUAAAUCUGGUAUAUUUGAUGUAGCCGGAUAACAUGGCUCUUGUAACACUGUCAGCAGUUGGUCAGCCCCUGAACAUGCAGUACUAAACAGUGUCCAUUAAUUUUGCCUGACGUAUUAUUAUUAUUUUUUUUUAAUGAUCUAUAUAUUGUGUAGUGAUUCUAACCAACUGGCCAACUUGUUUUUUAUUUUUUUGAUAUGUUGUGUAGUGCUACAAAAGUUGCAUGCUUAAUAAAACUCAAACUUCAUGUCAUUUUAA
Molecule: messenger RNA, 3311 nt
Organism: Astyanax mexicanus (Mexican tetra)
Lineage: Eukaryota; Metazoa; Chordata; Actinopteri; Characiformes; Acestrorhamphidae
Gene: abi2a
Product: abl-interactor 2a
Exons: 13
Coding region: 364-1830 (488 amino acids)
Cellular component (GO): lamellipodium
Molecular function (GO): SH3 domain binding
Source: RefSeq, a predicted model, not a curated record